GGGCAGCGCAGCGAAAACAAAGAUGGCGGCCGCGCCGGGGUCGGGGGCCGUGGCGGCUGCGGGGCGACGCGCGGGUCGGACCCACUGAAGCUGCAGCGCAGGAAGCUGGGCUGCUGGGUCGCGGCGGCGGCGAGAGGGCAGCGGGAGCGCGCGGCGCCCCUAACCUCCAGCCGCGGGAGCGCGCCCGCACCCGCCCGUCGGGCCGGCCCGCCGCGAUGUCCGGCGUAGAAGAGGCCGGCGGGGGCGGCCCGGCCACAGGGCCCCCCGGCGCCGUGCCGGCCGGGGCCGGGGCGGCCGCGGGGUCGGCGGCGGCGCUGGGAGAGGCGGCAGGGCCCGGAAUUCCGGACGAGGCGGGGCUGGCCGGCGCCCGGCAGCUGCAGGAGGCGGCCGGCGACCCCGACGCACCGCCCAAGAAGCGGCUCCGGGCGGCCGAGGCGGCCGAGGCGGCGGCGGGCAGCGGGAAGCUGGAGGAGCGGCUCUACUCGGUGCUGUGCUGCACCGUCUGCCUGGACCUGCCCAAGGCCUCCGUGUACCAGUGCACUAACGGUCACUUGAUGUGCGCUGGCUGUUUUAUCCACCUACUAGCAGAUGCCCGGCUGAAGGAGGAGCAGGCCACGUGCCCCAAUUGUCGCUGUGAGAUCAGCAAGAGCCUCUGCUGCCGCAACCUGGCCGUGGAGAAGGCCGUGAGCGAACUGCCCUCCGAGUGCGGCUUCUGCCUGCGCCAGUUCCCCCGCUCCCUGCUGGAGAGGCACCAGAAAGAGGAGUGCCAAGACAGGGUGACCCAGUGCAAGUACAAACGCAUCGGCUGCCCGUGGCACGGCCCCUUCCACGAGCUGACAGUUCACGAGGCCGCAUGUGCCCACCCAACCAAGACGGGCAACGAGCUGAUGGAGAUCCUGGGCGAGAUGGACCAGAGCCUCCGCAAGGAGAUGCAGCUGUACAACAGUAUAUUCAGCCUGCUCAGCUUUGAGAAGAUCGGCUACACAGAGCCAGGGCAAGAAGAGCACUCGUCACGUUGGGUCCUGCCUGUAGGCGUUCACCGCAGUGGCCAGAGGCCUCACGAGGCCAGCAAGAAGAUGCUCAGGGCCAGGGCUCCAGAGCAAGCUGAGCAGGCGCAGCUCAAAAGGCAGAGCUGGGAGUGGAGCACACUCAGGCCCACUGGAUCUCAUGGGCUCUCCUGGCCACUGCGUCUGCCUUCGGACAUGCUGGGGACUAGCAGCCAAGCCAGAGCCUGGUCCAGAUGUGAACAUCAAGAAGUACCUACUGAUGCUGGGGCCGCUCAGGGAGACCUCCGGCCCUCUGCUGCCCACCCACGCCGGGUGGCCGGCCCAGAGCAUCAAUGGCGGUCAUUGGCAGCCAGUCACACCACGCUGCCUGGAUGGGACCUGGCUCGGUGUGGGCCUUCACAGGCCUGAGAGGCUGAGGGCCCAGGGCCUCAGCCACAGAAGACCACGGCCCCUGGUUAGUUGCAGCCUCAGUCUCCCUUGUGGGCACCGUGGCACAGACAGGCCAGGCCAGGCCUCACAGGUCUGGGCUGGCCAAGGCGUCGUGACUUGGGCGGUGUCGGGGCAGGGAGCCCUGUCCAUACAGGAAGGACUGGCCGCUUCCAUGGAGGGACAAGCCAGCCGUGGGCACGGGCUGUGCUGAGAGGACUGUGUGGUGGCAGUCGCCCACUGACUGACGCCAGCCCUGCAGGCAGAGCCCAGCAGGGGGCCACACAACACGGUCUGACUCUGGCCAACACACGCACCAGCCUGCCGCCGGCUUUCUGGCAGCUCUGUAUGGGAACCAAUAAAGCGUACUUGUUCUCAGAACUGCA
Hipposideros armiger (great roundleaf bat) is the source of this 1819-nucleotide messenger RNA. RefSeq names its product zinc finger TRAF-type and ring finger containing 1 (gene ZFTRAF1). The transcript has 4 exons. The record is from RefSeq and is a predicted model, not a curated record. Bases 216 to 1415 code for a protein of 399 amino acids. Lineage: Eukaryota; Metazoa; Chordata; Mammalia; Chiroptera; Hipposideridae. Gene Ontology annotation, cellular component: nucleus. Gene Ontology annotation, molecular function: zinc ion binding.